AUGCACACCAUGCCCGACAGAUUCUUCGGGGAAACAACGCCCCAGUCAUCAACUAGCGAGCGAUGGGUCGCCGACGGUCCACCAAUUCCAGCUCGGGUUCCAGCUCGAGAUGGCAAGGAUCGCCCAACCCUCAGGCUACGUAGCGCCUGCGACUUCUGUCACUCCGCGAAAGUGAAGUGUUCCGGGGGCACUGCCUGCGAUCGGUGUCUUACCCAAGACCUGCCUUGUACUUACAGUGUCGCGAUGAGGGCUGGCAAGCCAAAGGGCAGCUGCAACCGGAAGACACUUGACAAGCAUGCUCGCAUCCGCCAGCAACACGCUGCCAGGCAGGCGAGCCUCGACUGGAACUGGAGUACGCCGGCCACGAGUGGCACAAGUCUCAACGAAGCCACGUGGGUGACCGGUAUCAACGGUGUAUUGCUCGGGAUGGGUCUGCAGAUGCAAGACCAGAAUACCCCAGGUUUUGACCACUUAAACUAUGCCAGUGACCCCCAAUCCCAGUGCGUUCUUUCGCCAGACGGCAUGCCGGAGCAAGGUUGCUGCUCUAUUCCCGCGCCAACAGAAGAACCUUCCUUCGAGGCUCACUUCGCCAGUUUGUAUGGAGUCAAUCACGAGAUAUCGAACUCAGACGUUGCGGGCAGCGUCUGUGCCGACGUUGCCUCCCUGCCUUUGUCUCCAUCGGAGACGCCCGACGCGUCUGGGCCUACUGGGACAGAAGAGCAAGAGGCUUGUGCUUGUUUCAAAGAACAAACCGACUCGCUCAACAUGCUUUACUCCCUUCACCGCAUGGCCCAGUGCCAGGCCCAGGGCAACGCGUCGCCGCCGCAUGGAAUGAUGCGAUUGUACGAGUAUAUUGUUGCCGACAUACAGUGCAACAGCGGCACACUAGCUUCAAGAGAGAGAACGCCUUUAACCUCGGAAAACUUGAACGGCGAGCAGUCACACAUGUCAUGUCGAUUGGGUGAAUACGAAGCCAGUCCGGAGGAAUCGGUCGCGAUCCGACGACUGGUUGUGCGGCGGGCUCUUCAGAAAGGUCGUGAGACGCUUGCCGCACUGAAAAUGCUGACGAUGGGCGAGAGCUGUCGGGUCGAUGGUGGUAUGGUUUCGGGAUCACAAUCAAGAAAUUCCUUAUCGACCCUCAACUCGUUCGAUAUGCAAGCGACGGCAAAAACCUCUGGAACAAAGUCACAGGACGAUGACUUGCUCCAGACCGGUCUAACUGCAACUGACACAACUUACCUUCAGCAGGUCGUGUGUCGUGGCGAUGCAGUGCUGGACGUAUUUUUGCGCACGGUUUGCUCUGUAUAG
Messenger RNA from Diaporthe amygdali, 1308 nucleotides. RefSeq names its product C6 finger domain transcription factor tcpZ. Gene Ontology annotation, biological process: positive regulation of transcription by RNA polymerase II. The transcript is spliced from 3 exons. Gene Ontology annotation, cellular component: nucleus. The coding region runs from base 1 to 1308 and encodes 435 amino acids. The record is from RefSeq and is a predicted model, not a curated record. Lineage: Eukaryota; Fungi; Ascomycota; Sordariomycetes; Diaporthales; Diaporthaceae. Gene Ontology annotation, molecular function: zinc ion binding; DNA-binding transcription factor activity, RNA polymerase II-specific; sequence-specific DNA binding.